Seminavis robusta is the source of this 2325-nucleotide messenger RNA. Lineage: Eukaryota; Bacillariophyta; Bacillariophyceae; Naviculales; Naviculaceae. The record is from the annotation of a GenBank genome assembly.
AUGGUAUACCCUCUGUUACUGCUGCAUGGAUCCAACUGUGAGGUAUUACACGCAUCCAAUUCGCAUAGAAGUGUUAUCCGUGGGGUUAGAAUACAUCAAAAUCAAGACCAAGACCUAAUAGCACCACGGCAAUUAUUGGAGCAACAAGGUGGACGCCAUGAGUUCACCGUCUAUCAAUUCGAGGUGUCAGGGUCUCAGGUUAUGAGAGCAGGGCCAUCGGAUGCGCCAUCAGAGAUACCCUCCAUCUCUCCUUCGUCUCCUCCGUCAAUAGCCCCAACAUCAGCAACGCCUAGAACAAGCCCGUUUCUGAAGGGAGAAGCAUUAGAAGCUGAGGACAUGAGCUCGUCUCCCAGUUCUGGUCCCACAAAGCAACUUGUCUUUACUGAUUCAGGAUACUAUCCCCUGCCAGAAGAAACCCUUCAGAUUGAAAACAGAGAACCAGGAGACUCGCAAACACAGCCAGGCAGUGGUGCUGACACUGAGAUAGAGAAUGAAUAUUGGCAACAGAAUCCGGGAUCCCCGCCAGAUCAAUCUACUAAUGAACAAGAAGAGGAAUCCGAUCACUUCGUUCCCGUAGAAGGAAAUGAAGUCACUUCCCAGGCUGCCAUCAAGCCAACUUACUACUAUGUGGAUCUGAGGCCUUUCUCAGUCUUUGUGGAUGCCAGUAGAGACUUGACCACCGAUUUAGGCAUUCCUCUCUAUUUGCUGAUUGAAAUGCAAACGACGCUGCAGAAUAUCGUGGAUGUCAAGAUAUCCAACUUGACCAUUCAAAUGGGGGUUGUCAUGAACGACCACAAACAUCCAGAAAUAAGAGGCAGGAACGCAGAUCCCACCCAUUAUCACUGGAACCAACUCUUCUUCCACGGCAUGGCGCAGUUUGAAGACAGUGUGGUUUAUCCAGCCGUGACGGUGCAAAAUGUCCAGUCACUGGUCCUGAGUAAUGAAGCCAACUUGCAAGAAUUCUGGGAUACUCAGGGGCAGGGAGAGACCUAUCAAAACCUGGAACUGAAGAACAUCACCAUGCUACCAUUCCCAGACGAGACUCCAACACCAGCGCCGACGCCUGUUCCAUCAACAGUUCUUACACAAGACCAAUCUACCAACACUAGUUCAAGUCAAAGCCAGUCGGAGAACACAGAGCCAGAGGAGGAGCGAUCUUCCAAUGUCUGGGUGAUGGUCCCACUGGUGAUUGUCUUUCUCUUGAUUUGUUUCUGCAUCAUCCUCUUGUGCGGGCGACUUCAAUAUCUGGCCAACAGAGCACAAGACAAAUACAAUGAAAAGUAUGGGUUGGACUACAAUGUGUACGGUGACCGAGAUUUGGGGAAAGAUAUCUUCAAGGAAGAAUACCUGAACUCGGAGCAUGAUCACGAGCACUCCAAUAACGGGCUAUCCGACAGUCUUCGAUCGAUCGACUUCCUAACACGCCCCAUCAGCUCGAUCAAGUCGUCGGUUCGACGAAGCUCCAACAAGGUCACCAUCAAGGCGCCAAGCAAUGACGAGGCAUCGACAGAGCCGGAGGAUGAUGAAUUGCACGUGAGCUUCCAAACGCAGGAAGCCAAACACGUAGCACCGACAACGACACCAAACAGUUCUCAGGUCAGCCACAACGCGCCGAUGGCCAUGCUGGCUGCUGCUCUUCCAUCACAGAACAGUAACAGAAGUAUAUCCGAAUCGACCUCACAGCAAGGGUCGCAAAGGGAGAUGUUCUCGGAUGAAUUGGGUAAUGAUCAGGGAUUGGCCCCGCCUGCAGUCCCUGAGCCCGAGCCGCCUGAACCUGAACCCGAGCCAGAGCCCGAUAUUGUAGUGACGACAUUAGCUGCUGCGGAUGGCUUGCUGCAAGGCUCCAGAACUAGAGUGGUCAAUGAGGGUAACCUCUUGAAUUUGUCAGACCACGAGCAGACACCCACUCCGCCACCGUUGCCACGUUCAGUGGACAUAGAUGCCGAGCUUGCGAGAAGAGCAGUGGUGAGUGAGACACCAACGAGAGACAACAGAAGCCCUAUGUUGAUUGAUUUGGCUGGAAACGAAAUCAGCAGGAGCAACGGAAGCAUUGGAAGCGGCAGCGGCGACUCAUCGAAUUACUCAUCGAGUUACAAACGCAGAGGCAGCAAGAGUGGGACGGGGAACUCCAGCUGGAGGGGAGGCGGCGGCACACGCAGCAGCUUCAAAAGCAUGGGCUCUUUCGUGACAGCGCUUGGCAGUGGGGACGACAAGAGCGGCGUCAUGGGGAAUUCCAGCGAAAGGAGGAGUACCAGAAGCAAUCGCAGCAUUCGAAGCGACAGUUCGACGACUUCCUUUUAUUCCGCUCAAGGUGAUCUUGUCUAA